GAGCAGCAGACCCUGAACUGUGGCGCCUUCUCCCUUCCAGCAGCUGUUCUCAGUUUGUCACUGGAAGCACAUAAGCAGGUGUGGGGCGGUCGUGUUCAACCUCUGACUAUGGAGGGGCCUAAUUGGCGUCCUGCACACAAACAGAGAAUUCGCUUUUCUCCACAGACUUCAUUACUCAAGAUUUCCCAGCAUGGUUCAUGUGUAUUUUUCUUCUUAGCCUUUAUAGACUGGGAAGCCUAUAAGCCUGGUCUGGGGUCCAGAUGGAGUAGAGAAAUCUGUCUCCUGGGCCCUUCGCAGAGAUGUUGAAGGUCAAACCUCCCUGAGCAGAUGUCUGGUGCCCUUUGGCCAUGAAUAAUAAGGGCUUCCGGCACGGGAGUUUCCAGGGCAGCAGCAGUGAUGAAGACAUGGUGGAGGUCGCAGGGGGCAUGCUGGAUUUCUCCAUGGCGGAUGAUGUUCCUCCUCUGGACAGAGAGAUGGUGGAAGGUUUCUCCUCGUACAAUGGAGGUGGGAUGAAUGGGGUGAGGCAGGUGAUGGACUUCCUGGAGGUGCCUCUCCCUGGCGUGGGGACUUACGAAGACUUCAACACCAUUGACUGGGUGCGCGAAAAGUCUCGUGACCGCGACAGGCACCGAGAGAUCGCCAGUAAAAGCAAAGAGUCCACGUGGGCCUUGGUGCACAGCGUCAGUGACGCUUUCUCAGGAUGGCUGUUGAUGCUGCUCAUCGGCUUGUCGGCAGGGGCGUUGGCCGGCCUGAUCGACAUCACCGCCCACUGGAUGACGGACCUGAAGGAGGGGGUCUGCCUGAACGGCUUCUGGUACAACCACGAGCACUGCUGCUGGAGCUCGUCCAAAACAACCUUCCAGGACAGGGACAAGUGCCCGGAAUGGAGGACCUGGGCACAGCUGCUGACCGGCAGAGAGGAAGGGGGAGCCCUGGGCUAUGUCCUCAACUACUUCAUCUACGUCCUCUGGGCAUUGCUCUUCUCCUUCCUGGCCGUGUUGCUUGUCCGGGGCUUUGCUCCAUACGCAUGUGGCUCAGGGAUCCCAGAGAUCAAAACCAUUCUCAGUGGCUUCAUCAUCCGAGGUUACCUGGGCAAGUGGACGCUGCUCAUCAAGACCGUCACCCUGGUGCUGGCCGUUUCGUCAGGCCUGAGCCUGGGCAAGGAGGGUCCCCUGGUCCACGUCGCCUGCUGCUGCGGCAACAUCCUUUGCCACCUCUUCACCAAGUAUAGGAAGAACGAGGCCAAACGCCGGGAGGUGCUAUCAGCUGCUGCGGCCGCUGGUGUGUCGGUGGCCUUCGGCGCUCCCAUCGGUGGCGUCCUGUUCAGCCUGGAAGAGGUGAGCUACUACUUUCCCCUCAAGACCCUGUGGCGCUCCUUUUUUGCUGCGCUGGUGGCAGCCUUCACCCUGCGCUCCAUCAACCCUUUUGGGAACAGCCGCCUGGUGCUCUUCUACGUGGAGUUCCACAGCCCCUGGCACCUGCUGGAGCUGGCACCUUUCAUCCUGCUGGGCAUCUUUGGGGGACUCUGGGGGGCCUUCUUCAUCCGCAGUAACAUCGCCUGGUGCAGGCGGCGCAAGACCAGCCAGCUGGGCCGGUACCCGGUGGUGGAGGUGAUGGUGGUCACUGGCCUCACCGCCCUGCUGGCCUUCCCCAAUGAGUACACCCGCAUGAGCACCAGCGAGCUGAUCUCGGAGCUCUUCAAUGACUGCAGCCUCCUGGACGCCUCCCAGCUCUGCGACUACCUCAGUGCCUCCAACAGCACCAAGGGGGAUGACCUGCCCGACCGGGCCGCUGGCGCUGGCGUCCGCACGGCCAUGUGGCAGUUGGUGCUGGCCCUCCUUCUGAAGGUCUUCAUCACCAUCUUCACCUUCGGCAUGAAGGUGCCGUCGGGCCUCUUCAUCCCCAGCAUGGCCGUGGGGGCCAUUGCAGGCCGGCUGCUGGGAGUGGGCAUGGAGCAGCUGGCCUACUACCAUCACGACUGGCCCAUCUUCAAGGGCUGGUGCAGCCAGGGCGCCGACUGCAUUACGCCCGGCCUCUACGCAAUGGUGGGGGCUGCCGCCUGCCUGGGGGGAGUGACACGCAUGACGGUUUCCCUGGUGGUCAUCAUGUUUGAACUCACAGGAGGGCUGGAGUACAUUGUGCCCCUGAUGGCGGCUGCCAUGACCAGCAAAUGGGUGGCUGAUGCCAUUGGCCGGGAGGGCAUCUAUGAUGCCCACAUCCGCCUGAACGGCUACCCCUUCCUGGAGGCCAAGGAAGAGUUCACCCACAAGACUCUGGCCAUGGAUGUCAUGAGGCCCCGGCGCAACGACCCCGCCUUGACGGUUCUCACGCAGGACAGCAUGACGGUGGAGGACGUGGAGGCCAUCAUCAACGAGACCACUUACAGCGGCUACCCUGUCGUGGUGUCGAGAGAGUCGCAGCGCCUUGUUGGCUUUGUCCUCCGGCGAGACCUCGUCAUCUCCAUUGAAAGUGCCCGGAAGAAGCAAGAAGGGAUUGUCAGCAGCUCGAUUAUUUAUUUCACCGACCACUCCCCCCCGCUGCCUCCCUGCUCCCCCUCCCUGCUCAAGCUGCGCAGCAUUCUUGACCUCAGCCCAUUCACUGUGACAGACCAAACCCCCAUGGAAAUUGUGGUGGACAUUUUCCGAAAACUUGGGCUACGCCAGUGCCUGGUCACACACAACGGGAAGCUGCUAGGAAUUAUUACCAAAAAGGAUGUAUUAAAGCACAUAGCACAAAUGGCAAACCAGGAUCCAGACUCUAUAUUGUUCAACUGAAGCCUAAGAGGGGCCAGGAGGUUUUCCUCCGCCCCACAGAACUUGGCUGGAUGGAACCCUCGAGUUUUGCUUCUCUUUUUACUGAGAAUCCAGAGCUGUCUUCAGUUUUCUCCAUGUGGAGCAAGCGAUAAUCAUGUUUUAUUUUUUUCUACAAGAUAACCAAUUGCACUAUAUAAUCUGUGGAAAUUAAUCUUCUCUUGGGAAGGAGAGACUUAUCAUAGAAUUGUUUUGGAGCUGCAUUGGGGAGGAGAGUCGACUCCAGAGUAAAAGAAAGGAUGUAACUGAA
Messenger RNA from Python bivittatus (Burmese python), 3060 nucleotides. RefSeq names its product Cl-/H+ antiporter 5 (gene CLCN5). The record is from RefSeq and is a predicted model, not a curated record. Gene Ontology annotation, cellular component: synaptic vesicle; plasma membrane; Golgi apparatus. Gene Ontology annotation, biological process: chloride transport; transmembrane transport. Gene Ontology annotation, molecular function: voltage-gated chloride channel activity. Lineage: Eukaryota; Metazoa; Chordata; Lepidosauria; Squamata; Pythonidae.